AUGAUUCCUACUUCUGCUGUCUUCCGCGGUACUGCUCGCAUCACCAUUACCGGGCUCCUCACAGUGUCGUUCUUCAAGAAAGCGGCUGUCGACCACGCCGCCCAGGUCAUUCACACAGCGGACAAGGUCACCAUUGUCACCAUUGGUCUCGCCGCCGCCGACCUCUGCCUCUCGACGGCGAUCCUCAUACUUGCAUCCGACAGAACUGCACGGAAGCUAAUCAGCGGCGACUUUAAUCAGUCCAAGGAAAACUCACCAUCCCUCCCUAGCAAUAACAUGACCGACACCUCAUCCCCCCCUACUUCCCCACCCAUGGACUCAACACCCUAUAUUACACCUUUCACCGGCACCACUCCAGUUCCGAGACAGAAGCGUCUCUCUAUGGAAUCGCAUACAACACUUGUGGCCGACGAUGACGUCGACGACAACAAUUCCUCCGAGUCGGACUCCGGAUUCUUUGUUAACGAAAGCAAGAAGCCCCCCGAUACGGAGCGCAUCCUCAAACGGCGCCAACAACAGCACCGUGUUCGUUUACGUGCUGCCCGCGCACGCUCUUACAUUGGCCACCUUGAGCAACUUCAUGGCGAGAUUCUCGUCGACCAAAUGGCUCUCGUCGAUGGCUGGGCCGACGCCAUGGCAAAACUCGGCCUCACCUCCAUACGGACAUCGGCCUCCCUCGCUGUCCCCUACGACUUGGGCAACAUUGUCCACGAGGUUGAAGGCCACCGCCGGCCGCGCACACUCUAUCUCCAUGCGCCGCCCAGUACCUCCGCGAUCUUCGAUGUUAUAGGUCUCCUACGACCAAAUCCCGGCCUCCUUCUCUGUCCCCUACGACCUGGAGCUUUACCGCCCGAGAAGUUGAAGGCCACCGCACAGCGUUCGUGGUCCUGCACGCACAUCUAA
Molecule: messenger RNA, 903 nt
Organism: Suillus clintonianus
Lineage: Eukaryota; Fungi; Basidiomycota; Agaricomycetes; Boletales; Suillaceae
Exons: 4
Coding region: 1-903 (300 amino acids)
Source: RefSeq, a predicted model, not a curated record